This is a messenger RNA of Diutina rugosa, 1167 nucleotides long. RefSeq names its product Tom40p (gene TOM40). Bases 1 to 1167 code for a protein of 388 amino acids. The transcript has a single exon. The record is from RefSeq and is a predicted model, not a curated record. Lineage: Eukaryota; Fungi; Ascomycota; Pichiomycetes; Serinales; Debaryomycetaceae. Gene Ontology annotation, molecular function: transmembrane protein transporter activity. Gene Ontology annotation, biological process: protein import into mitochondrial matrix. Gene Ontology annotation, cellular component: mitochondrial outer membrane; mitochondrial outer membrane translocase complex.
AUGUCCCAACAACCGCAAGUGCCCAUUGCCGACAUCACCAAGAUGGCGAUCCCCACCUUGCCCCAGGUCACGCCUGAUCCCCCCAAGCAAAACGGGAUCUGGUCGCUGAACCCGGUGUUCUCGUACUUGAACGACGUCUACACCACCUUGGCCGAACACCGCCAACUGUUGGGGCUCAUUAACCCCGGCACCAUCGAAAACUUGACCAAGGAAGUGCUGAGAGACGUGUUCCUUAACCAAUACUUCUUCACCGGGUUGAGAGCCGACCUCAACAAGGCGUUCUCGAUGCAACCUGCCUUCCAAACCUCGCACACCUUGUCGAUCGGGUCGCAAGUGUUGCCCCCUUACGCCUUCCUGGCGUUGUACGCCACCGACGACUACUUCGUCCAGGGUAACAUCGACAACGACUUGUCGUUCUCGGGUAGAAUCAACUACGGCUGGGACAAGGCCAACAUCCUGAAGGUGACCCUUCAAAUCGCCCGCGGCCAGCCGCUGAUGGUGCAAUUGGAACAAGACUACCAAGCCAACGACUUCUCCAUCAACUUGAAGACCCUUAACCCCUCGUUCUUGACCGGCGGCUUCUCCGGUGUCGCCGUGGCGUCGUUGUUGCAAUCGGUGUCCCCCAAGUUGGCCAUCGGUUUGGAAGCGAUGUACUCGAAGCAAGCUGGCCCCGCCCCCCCUGACUCGGCGGUGUCGUACGUCGCCCGUUACAACGCCGGUAACUGGAUUGCCACCGCGCAAAUCCAAGCCCAAGGCUCGGUGGUGGCGUCGUUCUGGAGAAAGGUCACCGAUAAGGUCGAAGCUGGUGUCGAAACGCAAAUCGCCGCUUCGGUGAAGCCUAUCACCGACCCGAUGAUGGGUACCCCCAUCGGCUUUGAACCCGUCGUUGAAGGCCAAACCACCAUUGGUGCCAAGUACGAGUACCGCCAGUCGGUGUUCCGUGGUCAACUUGACUCCACCGGUAAGGUGGCGGCGUUCUUGGAAAAGAGAGUGUUGCCGACGGUGUCGAUCUUGUUCUCGGGUGAAAUCGACCAGAUCAAGGCGUCGACGAGAUUAGGUGUGGGUUUGCAGUUUGAAUCUGCCGGUAACGAACAGUUGAUGAUGAUGCAGCAAGGGUUGGUUGACGCCAACGGCAACCCCAUCCCCGGGGCCCAACCGGCGUUGUAA